AUGGACUCGCUAAAGUUGUUGUCCUCCCCGAAAAUCUUUUGGCACAAGAGCGUGGUGAAGAAACAAGAGCGGGAAAUAGCACUAGGGCAAAAGGGAUGUGUAAUUUGGCUCACAGGUCUCAGUGGCUCAGGAAAGAGUACUUUGGCUUGCAAGCUUGAUCACGCACUGUUGAGCCGGAACAAGCUCAGCUAUGUCCUCGAUGGUGAUAAUCUUCGCCAUGGGCUCAACAAAAACUUGGACUUUAGCACUAAAGAUCGUGCUGAAAACAUUAGACGUGUUGGUGAAGUGGCCAAGCUAUUUGCGGAUGCAGGGCUAAUAUGCAUUGCGAGCUUCAUUUCACCGUAUAGAAACGACAGAAAUUUAUGUCGCGAGCUACUUCCUCCUGGAGAUUUCAUUGAGGUUUACCUCAAAGUUCCAUUGAGCAUUUGCGAAAAAAGAGAUCCCAAGGGACUUUACAAGCUUGCUCGUGCCGGGAAAAUCAAAGGUUUUACUGGUAUAGAUGAUCCAUAUGAGGAGCCUCUCGACUGCGAGAUUACAAUGGGAGUUGAGAAUGGCACUCCAGACGAAAUGGCCACCACAGUGAUUACGUUCCUUGACAGAAGAGGUUAUUUGGCAAUUCCCUUGUGCUUGAACAUGGGUGAGCAAGAUAUUGAUCCUGAUGAGUAUGGCAUUAAUGAUAAUGGCCAUAAAAAACUCUUGAUAAUGUUGCCUUGCCACAAGAUUUCUGAGGUUCAAAAUGACAUUAAAGAGGUUAAUCAAUCUCAUAUCCAUGAUUACCAUUGUUGGCUUAAGGGGAAAGAGAUAGGGUGUGCUAUAGUUGGUAUCGGAGUAAAUGGCAUGGAUGGUCAUAGCACUUAUGUUUAUGGUAAAUGGGCUCUGAGUGUUCCUUUGAUGGUUCAAGGGAUUCUUGACCAUCAUUCGUUCCAAAUUAUGGAUCUUGGUCGUAAAAAUGUUAUUUUUGGGAAGGAAUGGGCUUGGGUGGAUUUCAUUCAGGAGGAGUUCCGUGAUGUAUUUCCAAAUAAAUUGCCUAAUGGUUUGCCUCAAAAACGUGAAAUUCAGCAUGAGAUUGACUUGGUUCCUAAAACUACUCCUUAUCAGCAACAACCAACUCAUACUAAUCCCGCUAAAGAUGAGGAGAUUAAUAAGUAG
This is a messenger RNA of Selaginella moellendorffii, 1149 nucleotides long. RefSeq names its product adenylyl-sulfate kinase 3. The record is from RefSeq and is a predicted model, not a curated record. Gene Ontology annotation, molecular function: ATP binding; adenylylsulfate kinase activity. The transcript has 11 exons. Gene Ontology annotation, biological process: sulfate assimilation. The coding region runs from base 1 to 1149 and encodes 382 amino acids. NCBI's taxonomy places the organism in Eukaryota, Viridiplantae, Streptophyta, Lycopodiopsida, Selaginellales, Selaginellaceae.